Arabidopsis thaliana (thale cress) is the source of this 222-nucleotide messenger RNA. RefSeq lists its product as uncharacterized. NCBI's taxonomy places the organism in Eukaryota, Viridiplantae, Streptophyta, Magnoliopsida, Brassicales, Brassicaceae. The transcript has a single exon. Bases 1 to 222 code for a protein of 73 amino acids. The record is from RefSeq and is marked reviewed.
AUGAGUAAAGCUUAUAACUAUCCGCUGGAGAAAAACAUUGAAUUUGAAGACGAAGACGCUGACGUGGAUGAAGACGCUGUCGUUUGGAACUGCCUUUGCCGGAAGCACUCCAGUGAUAUCGUAGGCGGCGCGUUGGACGACGGUGACGAUGACGCUUUAACACCCGAAUCGUUCGGUGACUCUGGUCAUCAUCAUCAUCACAUAUUCCCAUUUAUUAAUUAA